AACUAAACUAUCAUAUUAUUCAUUCGGAAUUGUUUGUGCGUUCGCAGUGUCGGAACCAAGCAAAUCUGUUUGCAAAAACCUCUAGAAUUUCUAGAUUUUAUUUCAACUUUAUAUAACAAGAAACCAAAUCAAGUGACAAGAUGGCAACCAUUCGUCAAAACUACCUUGAGGCCAGCGAGGCUGGAGUCAACAAGCAGAUCAACCUGGAGUUGUACGCGUCUUACACGUACUUGUCUAUGGCAUUCUACUUUGACAAUACCACCGUUGCUCUACCCGGCGCCCACAAGUACUUCAAGAAGGCGUCCGAUGAGGAGCGAGAGCACGCCAUGUUGCUGAUGAAGUUCCAGAACCAACGAGGUGGAACUAUCGUCCUUCAGGAUGUCAAGAAGCCAGAGAAUGAUUCGUGGGGUUCUCUGAAGGACGCGGUCCAGGCAGCUCUAGCUCUGGAGAAGCAUGUCAACCAGUCUCUUCUGGACCUUCACAAGUUGGCUGACAGCCAAGGCGAUGCUCAGAUGUGUGACUGGAUCGAGAGUCACUUCCUGACGGAGCAAGUAGAGGCCAUCAAGGAGUUGGGCGAUCACAUCACCCAGCUUACUCGCGUCGGUCCUGGUCUCGGGGAGUACACCUACGACAAGGAGAACUUGGGCGAAGACUAGACGAAUUAAACUCAUCAGGCCGACAGGAUGACCGGGUAGUCUUCAAUCCUCUAAAUAAACCAACCAUGUGUGGAUCAACUCAUAUGUGUUGUGGAUGAUUAGUGGAUUGUGAUCCAUCAGCAGACUACCUGGUUUGAAUUGUCAGUCCGAUAUUACAGACAGAGGCAUAGUUUUAAUAACCACCCAAAGAAUAAAUAUCAAACUCAAUAUUUUGUUUGUAUUAGUGUCGAUCCCAAAACCUUUGUUUCUACUUGAACAAUUGUCAUCGUCAUUGAUAUAUAUUUAUCCGUUUUACAUAAUGCAUAAUUGGAACAAGGAAGGAAUGCAACCCUGGAGUUGCGUCUUGAAACAAGGCAAGGCCAUAUUCUUUUUUUUUGACAAUUUCUCAACAUUUCAAGCGCUAUGGCCUCCAUGUGGGAUCAUCUCUCCACUUUGCAUUCCUAAACAAAAUGUUUUUCAAAUUUUGCUUAAAAUGGUUAAAAUUCAGCAAGUAUGCUUAAGUCCCGAUUUAAAACCUUCUAAGUCGAAUGACUGUCAAGACUCAAGGAAAUAUACAACUUCAUAGUUUGAAAUAAAAACCGCUGCUUUAAGAUCUUAUUUGCCUCUCGUCACUUGAUAUGUAUAACUUUUUAAAAAGAACUCCUGCAACAUCCAUUUAUUAAACUGCCACAAAAGAAACAUUGUGCUAAUAGUUUGGUCAUCAUCAUCAAGCAUCAAGCCAGUAACUUCAUGAGCUGAAUAUUUGAAUUGGUAAAAAAAAAAAAAAAUGUGAAAAAUGUUAAGAAAAACGAUCUGUUACAAAAUAAGGAGCAUCUUAAUGCCUUCAAUAUCAUUCAAGGAGUAAAAAAAUAAAUGAAAAAAAAAA
Asterias rubens (European starfish) is the source of this 1521-nucleotide messenger RNA. Its product is annotated as soma ferritin-like. The coding region runs from base 141 to 656 and encodes 171 amino acids. The record is from RefSeq and is a predicted model, not a curated record. Gene Ontology annotation, cellular component: cytoplasm. Gene Ontology annotation, biological process: intracellular iron ion homeostasis; iron ion transport. The transcript has 3 exons. Lineage: Eukaryota; Metazoa; Echinodermata; Asteroidea; Forcipulatida; Asteriidae. Gene Ontology annotation, molecular function: ferrous iron binding; ferric iron binding.